GGUUUCUUCAGUCUUUAUGGCGUAUGAGCGAAGAUGUAUCGUGUCGGCCGACAGCUUAUCACCAAGAUCACUUUUACCUCCAUUUUCUGUACGGUGUCACGGGAAUAUUAUUUUACGAGACAGUACAGUAAAAGCUGGUCGUGUAUUGGCUGAUUUUUGAUUAAAGUUUAUAUUCUGAACGAAAAUGCCGAGGUCCAAGAAAAAGAAUAGCAAAGGGGUGCCGCAUAGAAAUGUGCAGCUUGCCAGCGAUGAGGACGUCUCCAUCGAGACUCUCAGUCAUUGCAGUGACUCAAGUGAAAUUAACAAUGGUGCAGAUGAAGGAGCCGAAGUAAAUGAGGACACCGCUCUGGAGGAUUUCCAGUACAAGCUGCAAGGAUACAUAGACAACACGGUGGAUAAGAGUGCUAAGACCAGACAAGGAGCUCUGGUUGGACUUAAGGAGGCCAUGUCCACACGAAUCCUCUAUGAGUUCAUCUCAGACAGAAGGUUGACCAUCACAGACAGCAUAGAACGCUGCCUGAAAAAAGGUAAAGGUGAGGAGCAGCGAGCAGCCGCUUCUCUGGCUUGCCUCAUGUGCAUCCAGCUGGGCUCUGGCAUCGAGAGCGAGGAGGUCUUCAAGGUCCUGAAACCCAUUUUCAAAAACAUCCUAGCAGAUGGAUCUGUCAACAUUCAAGUCAGACAAGCUGUGGCAACAAGUCUGGGCCUGUGUACAUUGGUCACAGAAGAUGACGUUUUGGAUGUUCAAGCCACAAUGGAGUGCUUUGAGAACCUGUUCACGCAGUCCUACAUGCGAGAGGAUUGUACCUACACUUCUCAGAAUCCCCAGACCGUCCAGCUCCACACCAAUGCUCUGCUGUCCUGGGCGCUGCUUCUCACCAUCUGCACUGGCAGCCAGCUCAAAGACAUCCUGUGCAAGCACCUGCCCAAGCUGCCUGGGUUGCUCGAGAGUGAGGAUGUCAACAUGAGGAUCGCUGCAGGAGAAACCAUCGCUCUGCUCUUCGAGCUGGCCAGAGACAUGAACUCUGAGUUUGAGGACUGGGACGGACUUUGUAACAAACUGAACGCGCUGGCCACGGACUGCAACAAGCACAGAGCAAAGACGGACAAGCGGAAGCAGCGCUCGGUCUUCAGAGACGUACUGAAGGCAGUUGAGGAGGGAGACUACCAGGCUGAGACCAUUCGGUUUGGAACAGAGCGCAUGGUCAUCGACAGCUGGGUGAGGAAGAGGACGUACGAUGCGUUCAGAGAGUUUGUGGGCACUGCCAUGAACUACCACCUGCAGGCGAACAAAUUCAUCAGAGACGUGUUUGAACUGGGACCACCGACGCUGGUUGAUGCUGCCACAAUGAAAUACAUGAAGAUAUCUCGUGCGGAGCGGCAUCAUCAGAAUGCAGCUGCUUUCAAGGCUCGAACCAAGGCCAGAAACAAGUUCAGGGACAAGAGGGUGGAUAUGGGCGAGUUUUAAAAUUUUUGUUAAGUUGACAGCUCAUCGGGGUUUCCUGUUUUGUACUCUUUUUUUUUUUUUUUUUUUUUCUUAAAUUAAUAGUUUUUUCAAAUGAUCAUCCUCCAAAAUGUACCAGGCAAUAAAUUAUCAUGUGAAAUGAGGCAUUUUUUUGUUAAUCAACUGAGUGGCUGUGGUCACCUUGAAUUUAUUUCCAGUUGUUAAGAGGUUAAUUUCCGUUAUAAAAUAACGGGGGGACCUGACCUGACUUACGGCCGCACUGCAGAUGUGAUUUUAUAUUUCUAUGGACAUUCCUACACUUCCCAUCCCAAAAAAGUAAACAGAGCAGGAGGGGGAUUGAAAAAUAAUUGUUUUGAAGAUGUACAAUUUUAUUGUGUGCAGAUAGAUGUAAAAUAGUUGUCAUCGAUAUAAUUGUAUAUUAAUUUUGUGGAUCUGUGUAAAGUUGUUUUGCCAACAUUUAUCUUGCACCGUAUUGUUUUUGUCACGUUAUGACUUUGCACUGUUACAAGUCUACUUAUUUACAUUAUUGUUUUCACCAUCGUUAAUGUGUUAGUCAAGGAUAAGUAAAAAUGAAAAUAGAGCUGUCACAGAAACAUGUCUGGUUAUCUGUUGGUUUGUAAAAUGUGUUAUUUAAAUCAGUUUAGUGUCUUGAUAUAAUGCAAAAAUUACUUGACUUAGCUGGUGUUCUAUUACACAGAAUAAAUUAAAUUGUCUACUCAACAAUAAUGCAAAACA
This is a messenger RNA of Thalassophryne amazonica, 2197 nucleotides long. RefSeq names its product interferon-related developmental regulator 1 (gene ifrd1). The transcript has 12 exons. The coding region runs from base 185 to 1465 and encodes 426 amino acids. Gene Ontology annotation, cellular component: nucleus. NCBI's taxonomy places the organism in Eukaryota, Metazoa, Chordata, Actinopteri, Batrachoidiformes, Batrachoididae. The record is from RefSeq and is a predicted model, not a curated record.